GUAUAACGAAGACGAAAAAGAAGAUAUCAUGAUAGACGACUCUGAAAUGAACGAAAUCAACAACUCACAUGAUCUAAUUGAAGCAGCUAUAGCAGACGAAGCUAAGAGCGGCGGCCAUGCUGCAUACGCACAAGAUUGUCAAAACUCUUUUUUCUUGUUAUUUUUAUUGAUAAUUGUGCUUAUUGCAGUUUGAAAGUGAGGACACAUUUAUGCUUAUCCUUAUGUCACCAGUUAGGGCCAGGCUUAAACACUUUUAGUUGCAUUGUCGCAGAUCUGCAGCGAAUGAGCAAGAAGAUCACAUCGACCAGUUAGAUGCGUGUAAUGGCGAUCUAAGGCUUGGCCGCGAUCAUUUCGAAAAGCGUUUGAAGGGCGUUCGCGAAGAACUCUUGGAAGCACAGAAAAAUCUCCAAUUGAACUAUUGACACCUAAUAAAUCAACGCCGAUUAAACAAACAACUCUGGAUAUGUUCUCUCGUAAACCAGCAAAUCCUGAUAACAUAGCGGUGACGAAUUAUGAUCCAUUCGAUAAAAUUCAGAGUGUCGACAACGCGAUAUUCGUUGAGAAUAGACGCAAGUUUGACUUAGACGAAUGUAAAGUACAUGGCUUCGUAUUUGAAGAAAACGAGAAAAUGGCGGCGGCGUUCCAAAAGUUUAUGGAACUUGUAAAGAAAGGAACAGCUUCAGUACAAACGGUGGUGUUGAUGCAACAUAAAAACGCUGUUUGUCAGAACUUAUUUGGAAACAAACCGACUGACCACUAUCAUAUGCUGGUAUAUUAUAGUGAUGGAAAAUUCACCGACAGCAAUACAAAUCGCGUAUAGAGCAAGAUGAAAAACGAAAAAGGCGUUGAAUGGAAUUCGCAACAAAUCAUUAAGUCGCAAUCUAUGGAAUCCUACUUUCAAUGUGAAGGUAGAUACAUAGUAAGUAUCUUUGGCGAUAAUCAAAUCCUUCGCCGUCCACAACAUGCAAAUAAGCCAGACGUAAAGUGUGGCAUGCAAUGCAAGAACGUAUUGUCCGAAGGGAUGAUGACCGUAAACGAAAGAGGCGGUGAUGCGAAGUAUGGUGAGGAUGAUUGGUAGGUAAAUGUAGCUAUGAAAAACCAAGGUGAAUUGCAAAGGUUAAUUCAAAGCUUAGGAAUUAGAGAUGUUAUGCUGCACGUUUCAUGCUAGAGUUCAAAUUUGAUAGUUUCAUUUAUGAUCCAAGACGAAACGUAAUUGAGAAUCAAAUAAAUGAGCAAAUUAAGAAAGUUUACUGUAGUUGGGAUUGGUGGGAAUGUUUUGAAAGUAGACUACCACAAUUUGAGAAUGCAAUUAAGCGUGGUGCAACAAAAGGCGUUGAUGAUUCAAUUGAAUGUUUACAGCGUAUUAAGGCAGAAUGGCAUUAGAUGUAAGCAUUUCGCGAAUGACGUAUUUAAAAUUGUGUUGAAAAAAGAGCAAAAGAAAUGUGUACACACUGAUGCGCCAAAAGAAAAGGAGGCGAUUAUUGAUCCAUUCAUCGGUAUAUCAACAGAAAAACAUCCAAGGUUCAUACAAAAUCGACGCGAUUAUGAUAUCAACGACUGCAAAGUUCAUGGUUUUGUAUUCGAAGCGAAGGAGAAAUACAACAAAACAUUUGAUGAAUUCUUCGAUCUCGUAAAGAAAGGUACAGGUUCUGUACAAGCUGUAGUCCUAGUCACUCACGCAAAUGCAAUAUGUCACAAUCUAUUUGGAGGUAAAAAAGCAGACCAUUUUCACAUGUUAGUAUACUAUAACGCUGGCAAGUUUACCGACUCAAAUGCAAAUAGAAUUUGGAGUAAGUUUAAGAUUGAAAAAGGCGUUGAAUGGAAUAGUCAAAUGAUCAUAAAGCCACAAAGUAUGGAGGCCUAUGUUCAAUGUGAAGUACGUCUCGUAGCUGCUGUCUUCGGAGACAAACAAAUACUGGAGCGUCUGCGUCAUGCCAACAAACCUGAAGUAAAAGCAAUAAUGCAACAACGCAUCGACGAUCGUGAUGAUGAUAGAAAGAGAAAGCGUAAAGAUGAUAAAUACGGCGAUGAUGAUUGGUGGGUUAGCGUAGCUCAUAAAAACGCAGGUGAAUUGCAAAGUUUAAUUACUAGUUUGGGUAUUAGAGAUGUUAGUAAAUUUUUAAGCUAUGCAGCACGUUUCAUGCCUGAAUAUAAAUUUGACGGAUUCAUUUAUGAUCCACGUAGAGCAGUGAUUGAAAAUCAAAUUAAUGAAGAAAUUAAGAGAGUAUACAGGUCUUGGGAUUGGUGGGAAUGUUUUAAUAGCAGAAAAUCGCAAUUUGAAGCGGCGAUUAAACGAGGUGCUACAAAGGAUGUAGACGAUUCAAUUGAGUGCUUGCAGAGAAUUUUAAGGCAAAAUGGGAUAAGAGUAAAGCAUUUUGUAAGAGAUGUUUUCAAAAUAGUCCUAAAACAAGAGCAAAAAAAGAAUUGCUUAUUCUUGUAUGGGAAAAGCAAUACGUUCAAAAGUACAAUUAGCAGAAGUAUUGUUAAUAUGGUACCAAUGAUUGGUCAGCAGAUUACUAGUAGGGAGUUUGCAUUUCAAGAAUGUCUAGAGGUGAAUGUAAUAUUUAGUGAGGAAACUAAGAUUACACCAGAUAUAGUACAAUCUGUAAAGCAGGUUUAUGAAGGUACCGAUCAUCUCGUCAACCGGAAGGGAAAAAGUGGCAUAUUGAUGGAAAGAACGCCAGUCAUUUGCUGCAGCAAUUAUCAUCCUGCUCAAUAUGUUCCUGAUGAAGAACAAACUCUAUUGAACAGAAUGCAUUUUUAUCGAUUUUCUGUGCAUGAUUCAUUAAAAGAUAUUAAAGGAGAAUUUACUCCAUUAAUGUGGGAAGAAUUGUAUAAUAUGUAUCUAAAACCAAAAACUCCAGAACCAAUCUUUUAUUAAUAAAAUAUUUCAUUAUGAUUA
This is a messenger RNA of Xenia sp. Carnegie-2017, 2902 nucleotides long. RefSeq lists its product as uncharacterized. The coding region runs from base 1229 to 2881 and encodes 550 amino acids. The transcript has 2 exons. The record is from RefSeq and is a predicted model, not a curated record. Gene Ontology annotation, biological process: viral genome replication. NCBI's taxonomy places the organism in Eukaryota, Metazoa, Cnidaria, Anthozoa, Malacalcyonacea, Xeniidae.